AGUUUUGUAGGACUCAAUUCUAUCUGCGAAUCUUCGUCUUUUUUUAUAUGAGAUCGAUAUUGAGGUGAAGCACUUCCCUAGCACCUAAUCCGAUUGCUAGCAACAUUUUGUUGUGCACACGCUUAACCUGUUCAAAACAACUGGCUUCCCCAACUCAACAGUGGUUCUUCCAAGAUCCGGGGACUUCCUGCUUUCACAAUCCGCGAAAAGUUAUACACUUCUUCUAGACAUAUAGCAUUACCUUGAGAGUUCUAAGUUGUAGAAUUGGCAUGUGCAGAUUGCACAAUCAACAAGGUCAAGAUGUAUCAUUUAGCGAAGGGAUUAUAUCGAUAUGCUACAAGUAAAGAGGGUUAGUUCAACUUCUCAUUUGUCUAUAUGCUCUUUAGUUUCUGCACCCAAUACUUUUGCGCCAAUGCGAGCUCUUGGGAUAUGAGGUUAUAAUUUAGUGAAAGUCAGAUCUCACUUAGUAGAUAUGAACCGCACAAAUCUUAUCUCAAUCCUCAAGUUCGCUCUACCAGCAUGACUCUUCAAUUCUAUUCUUUCCUUCACAAAUUAACCUCUCUCUUAGAAUACUCCGUCCUACUUCUCGGUCUCGAUAAUGCAGGCAAAACUACCCUCCACACCCAAAUCAAAUCCCUUUAUUCCCCGCAUAACCCCUCCCCCGCAGACCCGUCACAACUAAAGACUGUCCCCACCGUUGGUCAAAAUGUCUCCACUAUCGUUCUUCCAGAUAUGUAUUUAAAGAUCUGGGAUAUAGGUGGUCAACACUCUUUGCGCAAAUUAUGGCAAUCAUACUACACCAGUUGUCAUGCUAUUGUUUUCAUAAUCGAUAGUACCGAUAUUGGUUCUGGUGAUCUUGCCGAUCUUGAUUCUGAUUCUGGGGAUAAAGAUGUAGGGAGGUUGGAGGAAUGCAAAUUGGUUUUAGAGGAUGUUUUAAAAAGUGUGGAAACGGAAGGGGUACCUGUGUUGGUAUUGGCGAAUAAGCAGGAUAGAGAGGAUUGUGUAGAAGUAGUGAGGAUUAAGGAAGGAUUGGUGAAGAGGGUUUUGAGGGGAAGGAGGUGGUGGGAUUAGGGAUAGUAGGGUUUUACCAAUUAGUGCGUUAGGCGGGACAGGUGUGAGGGAAGCGGUUGAGUGGGUAAGGAGUAGAGUUGUUUGGAAUAGGGAAGGGAGACCACCUGUUAUGCGAUAGGGGUGUGUUGUGAAGUUAGAUGAGGGAAGCACGGUUCUCCAUCCAACCGAGGUGCAGAAUAAAAGAAGGGGGAGUAUCAUGCGGAGUUGAGGAGAAUAGACAGGAAAAGAGUCGAGGAAAGGGAAGGAAUUUGCUUUUCGUUUCUCCCAUUUGGUCCCUUUUGUCUGUUCCCAUCUACAAUUUUAGUAUCUCAGCUAUUGGAGAUAAGAUUCAUUUUCUCGCACAACAUACGGGCAGGGCAAACAGGGUAAAUUAUCUCAAAUCGCCAGUCUGGAAACUCUUGUCCACAUCAGCUGAGAAAGUCGUCCCCAGAAUCAAUCAACUCUUUCCGGGUAACAAGUCAGACAGAUGCCGAAUUGGAAAGAUAUGGAGUCCUUUUUAGUUUCUAUUUGAUAUGAUAUUAUGGACAAGCAUGGAGUUCAGCGGCGUUGUCUAUUUGAAUUUAUAUGAUCACAAAGAAUAGGAGAUGGAAAUGAAAGAAGGAAGGAAGGGCAUAUUAUAUAUCAAGAGUGAAAGGAUUUAGAACAGUAGAAUUGGAAGUAUAAAUAUAAUCUAUCUUUCAGUCUAUAAGUUUUUUCUUUC
Molecule: messenger RNA, 1771 nt
Organism: Sclerotinia trifoliorum
Lineage: Eukaryota; Fungi; Ascomycota; Leotiomycetes; Helotiales; Sclerotiniaceae
Source: the annotation of a GenBank genome assembly